Messenger RNA from Halteromyces radiatus, 2201 nucleotides. RefSeq lists its product as uncharacterized. Gene Ontology annotation, molecular function: 3',5'-cyclic-nucleotide phosphodiesterase activity. The record is from RefSeq and is a predicted model, not a curated record. Gene Ontology annotation, biological process: signal transduction. Lineage: Eukaryota; Fungi; Mucoromycota; Mucoromycetes; Mucorales; Cunninghamellaceae. The coding region runs from base 98 to 2062 and encodes 654 amino acids. The transcript is spliced from 3 exons.
GUUAUACUAUUAAAAUAUAUAUAUACAUAGAUAGUAUUAUACCGAAAACGAAAUAAAAUAACAAUAACAAGAACUGCGACAAUAUAUUGAUUCAGUCAUGCUUAUUCUUCGGCAUAAUACAUUAACAGCGGAUGAAUUAUUUCAUAUUGAAAGAAAACUAUUAAAGGCCAAACAACAACAAGAAGAAGAACCAACAACGUUAGCUUUCAACUUGUAUGAUAAAUCUCGAGCAGAUAUUUAUGGAAUACUUUUAUCUUGUUUUCAAAAGAUGGAUGUAAUAGAUCGACUUGGUUGGACAUCUUCUACAUUGUUGGACUUUUUAAUAGAUGUUGAUCAAGGAUAUCUUCCAAAUGCUUAUCACUCUUUCCAUCAUGCAGUAGAUGUCACAUUGGUAUUAUAUUAUAUGUUAAGAGAAUAUGAUAUUGCUGGUCAUUUAUCUCCUGUUGAUAUUGCAUUAUUAUUCGUUGCUGGUCUAUGUCACGAUAUUGGUCAUCCUGGAUUAAAUAAUAAUUAUCAAGUGAAUAUGAAAACAGAUUUAGCUUGUAGAUACAACAAUCGAUCUGUUUUAGAAAGUUAUUCAUGCUCAAUUACAAUGGAACUGAUGGAUAAACAUCAAUUAUUAUCCUCUUUGGAGACAUAUAGCUAUCAAUUAGGUGAUGGUAUUACUGAAGAAGAAGCAAGGUUACAUUUAAUCAAAAUGAUUCUCGCUACUGAUAUGAUGUUUCAUUAUGAACUUCAAGAAAAUAUGGCAGCCAUUUUGGAUUUAUUUCAAUCGGAUGAUGAUAUUCGUGUACUCAAAUCUGGUCAAAAAAUAAAAACAUCGGCAACAGCAACAGCAACGACAAAAACAAAAACUGGAACUACAUCUCAUGAAUCUGAAGAUGAUACUGUUACAAUUCAUAUUGAACAAGAAGGACUUGAUGAUGAUGAUGAUGGAUCGGCAACCGUUGUUAUCCCUAAACUUCGAGAUAUUUUUGCAACACUUGGUGACAAUAGUCCAUUAUUAUUUUUUCAGCGUUCAUUCAAUGACAAGAAAAAUAAUCAAUCCAAAUCGUCCAAUCAUUCAAUGAAUAACAAGGCAUCAAAUACAUCCACUGAUACUACUCCUCCAUCGUCGUCACCAACUCCAUCUUUAGAUAACAUGAAAGUGAUACAUUCCAUUGAUAACAACCCAACAGCUGAGAUCCAGAACGAGGAUCAUUCUAACGUGCCUACAACCAGUACCAUGGAUUCGGAGGGAGGCAUCUGUCUAGGCCGCGAACAUCGUCUCAUACUUUCUCAAGCCAUUCUUCAUGCUGCCGAUAUAAGCAACCCACUACGUCCUUGGCCCAUCUGUUAUCAUUGGUCACAACGCGUAUGUACGGAAUUUUUUCAUCAGGGUGAUAUGGAACGAGAAAAUCAUUUACCAUUGAGUCCUAAUAUGGAUCGACGUAAAACAAAUCAGCUCGCUGUGGGUCUUCAAUUCAGUGAUUUCGUCGUCAGUCCUUACUUUGAAAUCUUUGCUGCCCUUUUUCCAAAAGCAGAUGACUUGGUUGUCUUGUUGAAAAAAAAUCGACUUCGAUGGCUUGAAACAAUCCAAGAUGAAAACAGGAAACGAAUGGAAUGGAAACGUCACCCCACUGCUAUUGAAAACAUAAGCAAGGAGAAUGAUAUGGUGAAUUAUGAUCAUGAUGAUAAAAGUACCAAAACAUUCGAUCAAAAGGGUGACGAAAAUGAUUAUGAUGAAGAUGAAUUUGAUGAUUAUGAUCAUCUUUCUUCUCCUUUGGUCCCUGAGGGUGUCAUCAAUCCUGCUGGACGUCGUGUCAGUGUAGCAGCUGGUAUGGCAGUGAUUCCAAACGAUUUAGAAAAACGAGUCAUUGGAUCAGGACCUAGGCGUCGUGUUUAUUGGGGUGUCCGUAGUGCCAGCUAUGCAGAUGCCCUUCAUCAUUUAAAGACUCAGGAACAACGUGUUUACCAUCAUCGUGGGCCAUCACAACGAUCUGCUUCUUUAGCUGGUGGUUAUCUUUAUGGUUAUCAUGAUACCAUGAGAAGGCGGAGCAGUGAACAGCCAUCUUUACAUUAAAACACACCACUUUCGACUUUUUUUUUUUUUGUAGCUCAAUAUCUGUAGAUAGAACUUUUUCUUCCCUCAUCAUACUCACAAUUUCUUUUUUUUUUUAUUUUUUUUUAUUUAUUUAUUUACUUUUCUGUAAUAAACGUUC